ACCUUCUCCUCCGCGAGCCUAUGAUCCAGGCUUAUAAAACAACCUGGAGUCGCAGCUGGGCAACUGCGGUCCACAUAUCGCCGGUGAACUCCGAAGCGAGAGGGAGGGGAGCUAAAUCCACGGGAUAAAUGCAGCUCAAUGAAAGAUCCGAGAAGCUGCGAGGUGGGUCAUAAUUGCUCCGUAUGGUUGAAAGCCUCAUGGCAAGUGAGAACAAGCCCGCGUCGGUAAUGGAUGACAGCCCCACGCCGAGCCCGAGCUGCAGUCCCGGCUCCGAAAUACUGUCUCCGGACAGGCGUCGCAGCGACACGCUGACGCGGCCCAGGCUGGUCCCGACCGGCGGUCUCACCGGCAGAGGCCGCCCAGCCGCUGCCAACGCGGCCAGGGAGCGAAGCCGGGUGCAGACCUUGCGGCACGCCUUCCUGGAGCUGCAGCGGACUUUGCCGUCGGUACCACCGGACACCAAACUGUCCAAACUCGAUCUGCUGAUACUGGCCACCACGUACAUCGCGCACCUGACCAAAACCUUACAAGAAGAAGGGAUGGAGGAGGGAGAGAGCACGAGGCAAAGCGAAGUCUUACACUCCCUGAAGGGCGACGGCUACCUGCACCCAGUCAAAAAAUGGCCAAUGCGAUCCAGGCUUUACGUUGGGGCCACCGGACAAUUUCUGAAUAGCUCAGGUCAAACCGAAAACUCAAACCAAAGCAAAUCAUCGAACCCUCAGACAUAAAUUUGCCGAAUUUUCCUUCGAUGAUCCGUGGAAAGAAGGACAGGAGGGAGAAACGGACACAGAAAACAUCUUUGACAGCCCCUGCAGUCCGGCUUCGGACCCCGCCGUUUCUGCCUACUUCUUGUAACCACCUUAUUUUUCAAUAACUUAUGUAUAAAAUAUAUACGCGUCAUGUCUUCUAAGGGAAUUCUUUGUAAAUUUAUGACUCGGCAAAAUUCAUGUGAAAAUCCGCCCUAGGUGAUUUGAGUUUAACGUAAUGAUGGUGGAGUGAAACUGAAAUAUGUAUGUUGGCAUGAAAAAUAAAGUGUACAUGUAUGUCUUCUGCUGUAAACCUGAA
Messenger RNA from Brienomyrus brachyistius, 1065 nucleotides. RefSeq names its product transcription factor 24-like. Lineage: Eukaryota; Metazoa; Chordata; Actinopteri; Osteoglossiformes; Mormyridae. The record is from RefSeq and is a predicted model, not a curated record. The transcript is spliced from 3 exons. Gene Ontology annotation, biological process: regulation of transcription by RNA polymerase II; developmental process. Gene Ontology annotation, molecular function: protein dimerization activity; RNA polymerase II transcription regulatory region sequence-specific DNA binding; DNA-binding transcription factor activity, RNA polymerase II-specific. Bases 183 to 728 code for a protein of 181 amino acids.